CAGAGCUGGGAUCCCAGACAGUCAGAGAGCAGAGAGCCAGAAGUCCUCAGCUCUGCCUGCUACUGGGAAGAUGAAGGUCUUCGUGGGUGUUCUCCCCUUCCUCAUUCUUGCUACUGCCCUUGGAUCCCAGGUCCAGGUCCCUCGUGAACCCGUGGUGGCGAAACUCCGACAAGAACCCUCAAUAAGUAUGCACAUUAACGGUUUACACCGUCCUGCUGAUUGCUGCUCCAGCUACACACAACGAAUUCGAUGUGCAAACAUGAAAGAUUUUUUUAAAACAAGCAGUUCUUGCUCCCGGCCAGGUGUCAUCUUCCUCACCAAGAAGGAGCGGCGUAUCUGUGCUGACCCCCAUGUCUUGGAAGUUCAGAAUUGCAUGAGGUCCCUGAAUAACCUAAUGAUGCUGACGGGAGAAAGAGGAGGCUUUCUUGAGAAGAAAUGGUACUAGGGGCCAGCUACCCCACAUCCACUUGUCUUGCCCCAACUCCCUCCUGGGAUUUUCUUGGCCUGAAUUAUUUUUCAAAAAGCAACAACUACCAUUCUUUCUGUUCUGGUUAUAAAAGCCAUGCAUGAAUAAAGGGUAUCUGAUAUAACUUUC
Molecule: messenger RNA, 595 nt
Organism: Neogale vison (American mink)
Lineage: Eukaryota; Metazoa; Chordata; Mammalia; Carnivora; Mustelidae
Gene: CCL15
Product: C-C motif chemokine ligand 15
Exons: 4
Coding region: 71-445 (124 amino acids)
Biological process (GO): positive regulation of GTPase activity; neutrophil chemotaxis; lymphocyte chemotaxis
Cellular component (GO): extracellular region
Molecular function (GO): CCR chemokine receptor binding; chemokine activity
Source: RefSeq, a predicted model, not a curated record